UCCCUGGCCAACUAAAAUGUUUACAGCAUCACAGUGCCAUAAAAAAACAUGAAGAUUGUAUUCGUAUUGUAUUGUUGAGAGUAGCAUGGCAGUGCUUCGUAAUCUCACCACUUCCUGAAAGACGGCAGUUUCUGCUGACUUAACAGCGCCCACAUACAGACGAAAAGUUUAAGUUCUCAUACAUGCCCGGUGCGUUCUUUGGUUCUAACCUACAACAUUGUUUUAAAAAUGUUGUUUCUUGGUUGUCCAACAAACAAAUCCUCCUCGUAAACUUGACUCUAGAGGAAAUGGAUAAAAAGUUUCCUCAAAGCAAACGUAGUUUAAAACGCACUGGCAGUGACAGUGGAAUAUCCAAUGAUUCCAUGGAUUCACAAGCCAAACUGGUAACUGCCACCCAAGGGGCCAAAAGAGUGUGUAAACCCUUCACAUUUAAAAUUACAGUUACCGAGGACAAAACUAGAAUUGUAAAUGGCAAAGAACUGAUUGUUCCACAAGCCUCACCAUGUGUGAAUGAAAAUGAAGAUCUAUCAGUUGAUUCAGAUCAAGUUAUGACAAAUAAUCAUGAAGAUUAUGACUAUCUUGAUGAUGUAUCAGAUCACUCACUGGAUAGUAUUUUAAAUACACCAUGUUUUUCACCAAAUCCGGAGAGUGUUGCUAGUUUUGAUGAUACUGUGGAUGAUUUUUGUAGCUAUUGGGAAAGGGAUGAAAUUGACAUAUGUGUAAUAACUUCCAUGAAUAAGUGUUUUGAAGGAGCUGUCUUGCAUAAAGAGUACAUUACUAAAAUGUAUUUGCCCGGAUAUUCACCCAUUCAAAAGAUGCCAGAUAUUCCAUAUGUGCCUAAACCCCUAGAUGAUGAUCUCAUAUCUCUACAUCCAAAUGAGUCUUUUGGGCUAGACUCCAAUAAAAACUUGAAGGUCACACCGCUAAAGAAAAAAGUCCGUCUCAGUAAUCAUUUGCAAUUGUUACCUACGCAAAAUUCGCAUGAAAAUCAAGUAAAUACUCAAAAACCGAUAUCGACUCGGAUUAAUACUAAUACCAACUCCACUGUGAAUAAAUCGGCAGCUAUCUCAAAAGUCAUUCCUACAGCUCAGACGAAUCACGAUAAAGUUGCCAUGAAAACUUGCAAUGAAACCAAAGAAAAUAAUCUCCAGCUAUCGAGAUUGCCUGAUACAUCUCAGCACUUCACUCAGCCUGUAGAAAUACCUCAAAAUAUACCUUCACUACUUGAUAUUACGUUUAAAGCUCCCAGCUUAAAAGAGCGGAAACUAAAACUAUUGAAUUUACCACUUCGUAUUUGCCGUGACUUUGAACGUUGCGGAAAUAUGAAUAGUUGUACUUUUAUCCAUCAACUUAAUUCGAAUAUGUUCCACGGCUCGUACGCGGCGCAACAACAACUGUGGAAAAUCAUGAAGUGUAAAUUUUAUCCAGGCAAACUAAAUGUUAUCAAAGCAGUACUGGAACAGUUUCCUGCAGCGUUGGCAAGUGCCGGAAAUCGCGAUGUGUUGAUGUUAUUGAUUCAGGAUGCUCUGACUUUUGAAGGUCUUGUUUUUGAGCGAGAAAAAAUCGUUAAGGAAAUCAUCAAUGCAUUGCUGCAAGUGAAAGUGGGCGAUGAAUAUUUAAACUACGAGACCGUUAUUGAUGAGAUCCUCAAGUACAAUAACUGCUUUCAGAAGGAACAAGGACGUCAAGCAAAGACUCUUUGUGAUAUAAUAUUAAGUAUAACAGUGGAACGUGAGAAUUUUUUACAGUAUUGGCCACUUUUAGAGAAGAUGUUCGGGUUUUUUGAAGGAAAACUUGAUUUUGAAGUGGUUAAUAAAAUCAUCAGUGCUUGCAUGAAUGAUGACGUCUCAUACGAGUUGGUUGACAAUGUGUACAAGAAACUGUUGAAAACUGACUUGGUUGAUCAGGAGCAGUUACCCGCAUCGCUUUUGUUAAUGUUCGUUGAGACGAUGCGUGUGAAAGCCGAGGAAAAAAUCGCCAAAGCGGAAUCACCUGUAAAACAAGUAAAUAUCAAUGAAAUGAUGUUAAGAGACCUAUUUACGCAAUGCACCAAUGCUGAAGAACUCAGUAAUUUCUUACAUGAUCACUGCAGAGAUGAAGAUUUCCAGGCGAUGAGUAUUCGAACAGUUGACGAUAUUUUGAAGAAAGAAUUAUCAAUGAAAAACAAUAUAAACGUACAUAUGAUGUUUUUUAAAGAUUCUGUGUGUAAUAGUAUGCUUGGUGAAGUCAGUGUUGAGCUGCGCCGGCUUUUGAUGGUGCUUGCUCUUCACUUGGUGACUUUCAUGAGACAACAUCAAUAUAAUAACGAUUUUUCCUAUGGAAUUUCUGCUGAUUUGUUAGGUCUUUUCGAGGAGCACUUUGAAGAAUUGCAUUGCACUCAGGUUUACUUUCCUGACUACGAGGACGAUUGUCUAAGGAGUGUUUUGAUAUUUUCCCGACUCAUUCACGGCAAAAAUUUUCCUCUGGCUUUACGAUGGAUAAAAACGAAAGGAUUUGUUAUUCCCAGCGAGGACAUGAAGUUAGCGUUCAGUUGGUUCUUCACCAACUUGCGGCAACUUUUUAAUGGAAUGUACGCAUCGGGAAAUUUCGAUGAAUGCAAAAAUCUAAUUGUUUUAUUGAUGAAUCAUGGUUUUGACGUGGAGGGUCAAAAGGUAAAACACAACUGGAGUAUGUUCGAUUAUUAUCGGACUUUUAUCAAGCAGAAAAUCUUGCCAUGGCGGAACAACGAAAGAGAUCUGAUUGCCGACGCGCAUGAAUCUAUAUUUAAAUUUUAUAAGCAUAUUGAGUUGAGCGACUUGAGAAAUAUAUUAGUAUUGUUGUAUCUGAAAGAGAAUUGGAGUCUGCUGCCCAAAUCGGCGGAAAUUCUCCACUUUUGUCAGGAUUUUUACAAACAAAAUGAGGAAACUAUUUUUUACAAUGCGCAUUUGUCAAUAACUGAAAUUCAGCUGGUUACGCACAUUUUCUUCUAUAAAAUGCUCAGGCGUAAUCAAUGUGCUAUGCCCAUAACAGCAGAGUACGGAGAGUUGCCAAACGGGGAUGUUCCCAACGUGCCAUUUGUGAAAACCAGCGGGGUGUGGGACACUGAAAGAUCGCUGGCGAAGCGCGUUAACUACGCACUGAUCAAAUUCACACCGGGUUCAAUCUCGAAAUUCAACGGCACUUUUCAGGUUGAUUAUGUGAAACACUUACUGGAACAGAUUCGUCGACGUGUGCACCCUCUCUGAGGCACAAAUAAUGCUAAAGAAUUUCACAUAUUGUUCAUUUUAAGUUUAAGUUAUCUUAUAUUUGAUAUGAAAUAUAUUUUGCGUUACAUUUUUAUAAA
Molecule: messenger RNA, 3322 nt
Organism: Dalotia coriaria
Lineage: Eukaryota; Metazoa; Arthropoda; Insecta; Coleoptera; Staphylinidae
Exons: 7
Coding region: 183-3224 (1013 amino acids)
Source: RefSeq, a predicted model, not a curated record